UGCACAUCUCAGCUGGCAGACAUUUAAAAAGGAGACAGUCCGGCGCUGCAGCAUUUUGUAUUGAAACUCCAGCCGCUUUCUAUGGAAUCGUUAACGACUCCAGACUCCCACCAACGCGCGCCCCGUCUGCAGUACUACAGUCUCCACCAUUAGCUGCCUAUUGCCUCGGGAGAUUUCAUAAAAACACCCACCACAGAUAAUUUCAUUUGCGGCUACUUGGAGCUUUUGACAGGAUGGCCAGAUCGGCGCGUAUCCUCUGUGGCAUGGUUUUCGUCCUUGGGCUGCUGUCAUCUCCAGUGGAUUCCAAAAGGAUCAGGGGCUCCCAAGGCGCCAUCCCUCAUCCUGACAAAAACAACCCAAACGAAUCCGAGCAGCAACCACAGACACCGCAGGCGGGCUCUGGUUCCCGAGGGCGGGGAAAGAGCUCUGCUGCACCGGCUGAGGAGGUGCUGGAGUCCAGCCAAGAAGCGUUGCAUGUCACCGAGCGCCGCUAUCUGAAACGCGACUGGUGCAAGACCCAGCCACUCAAACAGACCAUCCACGAGGAGGGCUGCAUCAGCCGCACCAUCAUUAACAGGUUCUGCUACGGACAGUGUAAUUCUUUUUACAUCCCCAGACAUGUCCGCAGGGAAGAGGGAGCCUUCCAGUCUUGUUCAUUCUGCAAGCCGAAACGAUUUACAACCAUGACCUACACGUUGAACUGCCCGGACCAGCAGCCGCCCACCAAGAAGAAGCGCAUCCAGCGCGUAAAGCAGUGCCGCUGCAUAUCCAUAGAAUUGGACUAGCCAUGUGGUAUGAUUGACCCGGAUGCAGCCAAUAAGUCUGCUCAUCAAACCGCCAUUGGAUUGCUCACAUGAACGAAAAAACCCAUAUGACUGACUGGGAGCAUAUUUCCCUCUUCCAAAUAUGGGAAAAUGUUCAAUCUGCAAGGAAAGUAAUACAUUAAAAACAUGUGCACCCCAUGUUAUAUAUAGGCUUGUGUAGAUAGGCCUAUACGUGGGCAUACUAUUUUGUAAACAAAGCCUGCUGUACCAUAUACUUUUAUGUGUCAAAUGUUGUAUUAAUCAAAUUCCAAUAGCAGCCUGUGGCAAGCAACGUUUCAUGGUAUAAUAACAUGGAAUUAACACAACAAGCUGCCGAUUGACUUGUAACCAAGCGCACGGCUUUUCCAACCUCCGCAAAUAGGACUGCAGAACCGUUUCACAGAGGAUGUUUACACUCUUUUGGACAGAAACAUCCGUAGGCAAUCACAACAAAUUUCAAUGGAAGGGAAUAUGACGGACAAUGCAUUUAAAUAAUGGUUGAAGACUAGUUUCCACUAUGUGGAAUUUGAAGAUAAGUGACGACUAUUUAAUGUGGCAAGAAUGCUCCACUGAUUUGUGACUCCAAUGUUCAAUAUAGCCUAGUGGAGAAAAGAUAGCUUUUGUAAAGUAUGCUAGGCCUAUACCUAUGUUCCACGCUAUAAAUCGAAACAAACAAAAUGUUUGUAUUAGUUUGACAUGUAAAUAAAAAUGUUCGAUGUUCACUGAAUGUAUAAAACAUUAUGAACACCUGCUCUUUCCAUGACAUACUGACCAGGUUAAUCCAGGUGAAAGCUAUGAUCGCUUAUUGAUGUCACUUGUUAAAUCCACUUCAAUCAGUGUAGAUGAAGGGGAGGAGACAGGUUAAAGAAGGAUUUUUAAGCCUUGAGACAAUUGUGUUUGUUUGCCAUUCACAAACUAUUUAGGUGCCUUUGAACAGGGUAUGGAGGUGACAGGGGCACCCGGUUUGUUUCAAGAACUGCAAAGCUGCUGGGGGUUUUCACGCUCAACAGUUUCCCAUGUGUAAUCAAGAAUGGUCCACCACCCAAAGGACAUCCAGCCAACUUGACACAACUGUGGGAAGAAUUGGAGGGGGAUGGGGUGCAACUCAAUAUUAGGAAGGUGCUCUUAAAGCUUUGUACACUCCGUGUACAUAAUUGUUUAUAAUGCUAUAGAUGGAAGCGUUUCUUUUAGUUUUAAAAUGUUAUUCAUACACCAAUUGUAUAUGCAACCGGUUUGAUAAUUAUAUCAAAGCAAGUGAUCCACAAAACAAAAUAAACAGUUAUUGACAUCGA
Molecule: messenger RNA, 2095 nt
Organism: Oncorhynchus gorbuscha (pink salmon)
Lineage: Eukaryota; Metazoa; Chordata; Actinopteri; Salmoniformes; Salmonidae
Product: gremlin-1-like
Exons: 2
Coding region: 234-785 (183 amino acids)
Biological process (GO): animal organ morphogenesis
Molecular function (GO): BMP binding; receptor ligand activity
Source: RefSeq, a predicted model, not a curated record